AUGUCCCCUGACGCCGCUCUCCUGUCACUCUCUCGGGUCUCCGCCUGGGCGACUGGUGCUUCGACCCACAGUUGGAUGAACCCAGGAGGGCGGGGAGAGAGAGUGGGACUCAGCAGCCAACCAGGACUCGGCACAAGCCCAGCCAAUCGGGUCGGGCCCGUUGGGACUGGGCCAAUCGGGCUCGACCAGGAAGACCUGAGUCAGAGCCUGCGCCUCCGGCUCCCGGCCGUGGGUGGCGCGGUGCGGGCUCGGCCAAAUCGGGCCGGGCCAGGCCGGGCUCCUGGCUCGCCGGCUCGCGGGCUCUCGGGCUCUCGGGUGACCCCGGCUGUCAGGCCAUGGUGCGGCACCGUGCUGGUGGAGUGCGGCACCGUUUGGGGCUCCGGCGUGGUCGUGGCGCCCCGCCUGGUGGUGACCUGUCGGCACGUGGCCCCUCGGGAGGCCGCCAGGGUGCUGGUGCGCUCCGCCACCCCCAAGAGUGUGGAGAUCUGGGGCCAUGUGGUGUUUACCACCCAAGAGACAUCUCCCUAUGAUAUAGCGGUGGUGAGCCUGGCGGAGGACUUGGAUGAUGUCCCCAUGCCUGUGCCCGCUGAGCACUUCCAUGAAGGCGAGGCUGUCAGUGUGGUGGGCUUCGGUGUCUUCGGCCAGGCUUCUGGGCCCUCGGUGACCUCGGGCAUCCUGUCGGCUGUGGUGCAGGUGGAUGACAUACCAGUAAUGCUGCAGACCACAUGUGCUGUGCAUGGCGGCUCCAGUGGGGGCCCCCUCUUCUCCACUCAUUCAGGAGACCUCCUUGGCAUCGUUGCCAGCAACACCAGGGACAAUAACACGGGGGCCACCUACCCCCACCUGAACUUCAGCAUCCCCAUCACGGUGCUCCAGCCAGCCCUGCAGCACUACAGUCAGACCGGCGACCUGGGUGGCUUCCGAGAGCUGGACCGCGCCUCUGAGCCAGUCAGGGUGGUGUGGCGGCUACAGCGGCCUCUGGCAGAGCCCCCACGGAGCAAGCUCUGAGGCUGUGUCGCCCCUCUGGAAAGGAGAGUGACCUUUUCCUGCCGUAGGAAGUGAUGUUGAGGUGGUGGCAGCCUCAUCUUCUAGGGCCCAACACCUGUCGGGCCUGUCCCUGCCGGGCUGCCUCCCGUCUCUACCCGCUGAUGGCAUUCUGGGUUCUGGGUUUCUCUUCCAGCCCCACAGGUCUGUGGGUCUGUAACCUGGCAGCCCAUUCUUGGGUGCUUUCUUGAGCCUCACCUCUCUGUCCCCCAGCACUAGACUCAACUGUGGCAUUUUUCCCUUGUGGGGAGCCUAGUACACCUGCACAAAAGCUCUGGGCCUGACAGGAAGAUACUGGCUGGAAGGCAGGCCCAGGCCUGGUGGUGCAUCUGUUCCCCCGAUGACCACUGGCUACCAGGAGCGGUCACUUCACUGGGUCUUUGGCUCCUGCCUUCCUCUCAGUCAGAGUCCAGGCUGACAGGACUUGGGUGUACCUCCGCAGCGAGGCCCUGCUCUGAAGGCCAGAGACGAAGGGGCGGAAACAGGUGUGUGUCCCUGCUGUGCCCAGCCUGUGGGCAGGCAGGUUGCUGAAGUCAGCACUCUUGGGUCUCCGUGUGCCACAGGGGCACUCUGACACCGUGCCUUCGUUUUCCAGCCCACAGCCUGGGUCUCGGGGAUCUUGGGGGAGUCGAACCUGCCUGGUUGGGACUUGGGAAUAAACACAAACUACUGGAGAA
Carlito syrichta (Philippine tarsier) is the source of this 1721-nucleotide messenger RNA. RefSeq names its product trypsin domain containing 1 (gene TYSND1). The record is from RefSeq and is a predicted model, not a curated record. Gene Ontology annotation, cellular component: peroxisome. Gene Ontology annotation, molecular function: serine-type endopeptidase activity. The transcript is spliced from 5 exons. Lineage: Eukaryota; Metazoa; Chordata; Mammalia; Primates; Tarsiidae. Bases 1 to 1008 code for a protein of 335 amino acids. Gene Ontology annotation, biological process: regulation of fatty acid beta-oxidation; protein processing.